AUGAUUCUGAGAGAUUUGUUGGAAAAGGGAAAGGAUGACAAAGAAAAGAAAUGGGACAAACAACAAAAAUGGGCUUUUGCUGCAAUUCAAAUCCGCUGCAUCGGUGGAGUCAGAGAACGGAAAGAAAGAAAGGGAAAGGUGGGGCAGAUCUGUUUCCAGAUCCGUUUUGAAAUUGAGAACAGGCAGAGUACAGGUGUCAAAUGCAGGAUAACCUAUGGAGCCCACAUGACCAAAACCCAGGAAACACAAAUGAAAGAGAUCGCGGUGGUCAAUAUUCUGUUGAACAACCUGUCGAAGCAGUUAUAUGAAGAUAAUGAUGAUUUGAAGCUGAUCUCAGGUUCAGAGAGUGAGUUUCGAGAUCUGCUCGACCAAGUUCGACGCCUAAAUGCCUGCCUACUUUAUGUCGCAGAUAUUAAGAGGCAUCGAUUGAGAAAAGAGUUGAUGGCGGAAAUUCCAUCUGUUAUUUAUAGAAUUGAGGACGUCAUUGAUAAGUUGCUGGUUAAGAGGAUGCUGAUAAAACGGAGAUACUACUAUUAUAUAUGGCCGGCAAAACGUCUCUUCAUUAUCAGUUCUAGCCGCCGGAAUAAAGUAGUACUGAAGAGUGCUUCUCAAAUUAUCAAAGACCUCCUCGGCAGUAUGGUGGAACCUCCCGACCGAGAACGACUAGCUCUUCCGUCCGGUCAAAAGUUUGUUCUGGUUGCAAAUGUUUUGGGUGAUGCUUUGUCUAAAACAGUUCACCAGCAGUCUCCGAAGUCCAUUCGUGUUAUUCGCUUUAGAGUGGUGGGCUUUGAUGAGGAAGCAGAAAAACUGAUCAAGCGACUUAUUGAAGGACCGGAAGAUCCAGAUGUUGUUCCCAUUGUGGGAAUGGUUGGACUUGGGAAAACCACACUGGCAAAACAAAUCUAUUGUGAUUCUCGAAUUUCAGAACAAUUUAAAAGCACAUUUUGGAUUAACGUCGGCCAAUUCGAGCUGAAGGAUAUCUGUCUUUCUAUUCUUGAACGGCUCGGCAGUAAUGUAGAAUAUGAAGAUAUGGAUGUACGUGAAUUAGCUAAAAUAAUAUGUGGUAUUUUGGCUGAAAGUGGUGGUAGAUGUCUCUUUGUGUUGGACAAAGUUUGGACAUCGGAAGUUGUUGAUCUUUUCAAAAUAAUUUUUCCAAAGAAUAAAAAAGGUCACCGUAUUCUGAUGACGACUCGCAUAGGAUAUGUGGCUACUUAUGCCAAUGAAGAUCCUCAUUAUCUGAAAUAUCUUUCUCGAGAUGAAAGUUCUGAGUUGUUAAUUGAAAGAUGUGGCGGGAAACAUACCUCCUUCUCUGAGGAGUUGGUUGAAAUCGGGAAAAGAAUUGCAGAACAAUGUAGUGGAGUACCACUUUUGUUAGCUACUGUUGCACAUUCAUUACGAUUUCACCGGGAGAUACAUGAGGGGAAACUUGUUGAGGGAAAUGUGAUGAAGCGAUUUAUGGAUAAAGGUGACCAACUAAGCAUUUAUCCCUUCGUAAAGGAGAGUUACAAUAGUUUGACCAAGGACAUGAAGCUAUGUUUCCUACAUUUGGGCGUCUUUCCUCUAAAUUUUCAAAUUCCCGCUCAGAAAUUGAUUCGCUUGUGGAUUGCUGAGUGCUUAAUAAAGUCUGACUCCGACUUCGACUCGAUAUCACUUGAGGAGAGAGCAGAAAUUUGUUUGAACGCCCUUGUCGAUAGGAAUCUAGUAAUAGUGAUGCGAAAGAGGCUUGAUGGUAAAAUAAAAACAUGUCGUGUUCAUGAGUUGUUGCAUGCUUUCUGCAAAGUCAAGGCUGAAAAAUGGCUCUUUAAACUAGUAUCUUCAGAUACUGUCACUGAAGGUACUGUCAAUAUAGCAGAGACUACGCGUCGAUUGUGUAUUCAAUCCACUGUUCUGAAAAACUUUCUCUCCAGAAAGCCAGUUGCAAAGCAUGUUAGAUCUUUUUACUGUUUUCAUUCAGAACAAAGCCAAAUGGGGUUGUCUGACAGUUACAGCCAACUCAUCCACAAAGCUUUUCCAUUGCUUAGGGUUUUGGAGAUUGGUUCCCUCAACUCCGUUUUCUCCAAGGAUUUUAACCAGCUAUAUCAUUUGAAGUAUAUUUCCAUUAAGGGAGAUUUCAAGGCUCUUCCCGAAGCCUUUGGUAAAUUCUGGAACUUACAAACUCUUCUAAUUAAUACAACUACAUCAGAGCCCACCCUUGAGAUUGAAGCAAGCAUAUGGAAUUUGUUACAAUUGCGGCAUCUGCACACCAAUAUCCCUGCAAAUUUGCUGCCCUCGCCUAACCCAACUGGUAAAGAUUCUUGCCUACAAAAUCUUUCUGUGGUGGCACCAGAAAGUUGCACGAUAGAUGUCUUUGCAAAAGCUUUUAAUCUCAAAAAGUUGGGUAUUCGAGGGAACAUGGAGGCUUUCCUUAACACUGCCAAGGGUGAAUUCAGCAAUCUUGAAGACAUAAGAUGCCUAGAACAUUUGAAACUGUAUAACGAUGGUUCUAAUAAAUUACACCUUCCUCCGUCCUUCAAAUUUUUAAGCACUCUGAAGAAGUUAACGUUGUCUGGCACAAUGUUUGAUUGGAGUGAUGCCAACAUAUUGGGGCAAUUGGGAUCCCUUGAGGUCCUAAAGUUGAAAGAAGGAUGCAUUCAUGGGGAAAUCCUGGAAGGCGGAGAGAGGAGGUUUCAGUCAACUCCAGGUCCUGUGGAUUGAAAAGGCAGAGUUGGAAACUUGGACGGCCUCAAAACUUCAUUUUCCAAGACUUAGGCACCUUGUUUUUAUCUCUUGUGAAGGUCUUAAGGCCGUGCCAUAUAAGCUGGCUGAUGUACAUAGCUUUAAAGAGAUGAGGCUGAAGAACACACACGGAGCAGUCAGAUCUGCAAGAGAAAUAGAGCACAAGAAGCAGCGGGAAAGCAUCAAAUUCGAACUCACCAUUACCUCCUGAUGCUGAUUAUUAGAAGACCACAUACUUCUCAAAAGGAGAGAUCCAGGCAUGAUUGUUGCUGGGAGCCUGGAACCAUGGACAAGUAGAAUGCUCUUUGAUAAGGAGUCAUCAAAUUUCAUGUUUUCUUCAGUACUCUGUUCAUCUGAUAAAUUUAUUCCAAUAAAGAAGUUGUUUGUGUUUUAUUUAUUCAAGUAUUGUGAAGUUGAAAAUAUCUCUGUGUGGUUGGUCACUGUUGGUUUGUUACAUUUCCAGCUCACCAUGUUUGUUUCCAAGUUGUAAUAAAAGUAUUGUUCCCUUGUUCCAUU
Molecule: messenger RNA, 3231 nt
Organism: Lycium ferocissimum
Lineage: Eukaryota; Viridiplantae; Streptophyta; Magnoliopsida; Solanales; Solanaceae
Product: putative late blight resistance protein homolog R1A-10
Exons: 4
Coding region: 1-2694 (897 amino acids)
Biological process (GO): defense response to other organism
Molecular function (GO): ADP binding
Source: RefSeq, a predicted model, not a curated record